Molecule: messenger RNA, 1735 nt
Organism: Malurus melanocephalus (red-backed fairy wren)
Lineage: Eukaryota; Metazoa; Chordata; Aves; Passeriformes; Maluridae
Gene: POLR3H
Product: RNA polymerase III subunit H
Exons: 6
Coding region: 226-846 (206 amino acids)
Biological process (GO): DNA-templated transcription; transcription initiation at RNA polymerase III promoter
Cellular component (GO): RNA polymerase III complex
Molecular function (GO): DNA binding; DNA-directed RNA polymerase activity
Source: RefSeq, a predicted model, not a curated record
UGGCGCGAGGCCGGGACACGCGGCGCGGCCCCGCGUGCGGCAGGUGCGUGAGGGGAACCGCCGCCAUCCCGCCGGCAUUCCCCCGCCUCCGGCUCCUUUUCCCUCGGGACAGCGGGGAUACUGCCCCACCGCGCUCCGUGCCACACGGUGGGGUGGAUUGUCGGGCCCGGUCCUUGCCGCGCUCCAAUUCCCGAGGCUGUUGGCGUCUCCUUGCCCUUCACCACUAUGUUUGUGCUAGUGGAGAUGACUGACACUGUAAGAAUUCCUCCCUGGCAAUUUGCAAGGAAACUGAACGAAUCCAUUGCUGAAGAGCUAAACAAGAAAUUGGCCAAUAAGGUCGUAUACAAUGUCGGGCUCUGCAUCUGUUUAUAUGAUAUCACAAAGCUGGAAGAUUCAUAUAUAUUUCCUGGGGAUGGUGCAUCACACACCAAAGUGCAUUUCCGCUAUGUGGUCUUCCAUCCCUUCCUGGAUGAGAUUCUGAUUGGACAGAUUAAAAGCUGCAGUCAGGAUGGCGUCCAUGUUUCUAUUGGAUUCUUUGAUGAUAUUGUCAUCCCACCAGAAUCCCUGCAGCAGCCAGCUAAGUUUGAUGAAGCAGAGCAGGUAUGGGUGUGGGAAUAUGAGACAGAAGAAGGGGCCCAUGACCUUUACAUGGACAUUGGGGARGAGAUACGCUUCCGAGUGGUGGAUGAAACGUUUGUCGAUACGUCACCAACAGGUCCAAGCUCUGCAGAGGCUUCCACUUCAAAUGCUGCAGAAGAAGUCCAGAAGAAAGAAGCACCCUACACUCUUGUGGGGUCUAUCAGUGAGCCAGGACUGGGCCUCCUGUCGUGGUGGACAAACAGUUAGCUGCCAUCAGAGCCUGCUCCACAGAAAGUCUUUCCAGUGGAUGUUUGGGGGAUAAUGGAACCCUGCUGGUGCUCAUUGCUCCUCCGAAGCUGAAUGAGAAAUUAGACUUGCCAUUCUCUGUUUUCCCUUCAGCUUUCAAGCUGCCAGAGAGACAGUUGCUCUCAAGAAAUGUCUUUACUGAUGUGCAGAAGUGAACUUACAGGCACAAAAAGCCUUGAGCACAGCAACUACAAACUCAGCUGGAGUUUAGGUCUCCUGUCCCGAAGGGAAAAUUGKGGAGGUCUUUACUUGCCUGAAUUAAGGAAAGAAUUUACUUCAGUGAGUAAAAGCRGAAGAGAAUUCGUGUUGAGCAGUACCACUUCUUAGGUUGGGAUUUUAGAGGGGUGGAAACCUGCCCUUCUUUUGACCAAAAAUGAAGAAGACAGCAAAAGACAGCAGAAUGAAAUGAAAUGAAAUGAAAUAAUGAAAUGAAAUGAAAAGACAGCAAAAAGUUGGUAGCGAUGCAGUACUCUGGAGACCUGGAAAAUGCUGCUGCUGGGAGAGCAGGGGAGGUGUUGGUCAUGUUCUGCUAAGAUGGGAACUUCACCCAUGGAUGAAGUCAGCCAGAAGAAACAGGAAUGACAGUUUACUGAAAAGUAAUUCAGGCUUAUUGAAGAUGACCACUGUGGAAAACUACAGGCUGUUUAUUUGUGCUGAAUGGAAUGACUGUAUUGGGUGGGCUGUAUUUAUGCAGAAUCAGCUGAACUUUGCAGGAGUUUGACUGAAAAUAGGUAAUUCUGAACUGAAAUGGACCAAGGCUGCUUUGAGCAAAGCUAAUUCCUUGUUUUUGGGGGUUGUUAAUACCGUAAGUGGAAUAAAUAGUAAAAAACACACAGCCUUGCCUUCCUGU